Tribolium castaneum (red flour beetle) is the source of this 3958-nucleotide messenger RNA. Its product is annotated as hypoxia-inducible factor 1-alpha. Bases 44 to 2731 code for a protein of 895 amino acids. Gene Ontology annotation, cellular component: transcription regulator complex; nucleus; cytoplasm. NCBI's taxonomy places the organism in Eukaryota, Metazoa, Arthropoda, Insecta, Coleoptera, Tenebrionidae. Gene Ontology annotation, biological process: cellular response to hypoxia; regulation of transcription by RNA polymerase II. Gene Ontology annotation, molecular function: protein dimerization activity; RNA polymerase II transcription regulatory region sequence-specific DNA binding; DNA-binding transcription factor activity, RNA polymerase II-specific. The transcript has 12 exons. The record is from RefSeq and is a predicted model, not a curated record.
UUCGCGUUUUUAGGCACGUGUCAGUUCAAUAUUUUGGUGUUUUAUGAAAAAUUUCUCCACUUUUAACGUCACUAAUCGACAGUUAACUAAAAUGGAGUGUAGUACUUUUCCACAAGACGGUGUCGCGGUUCAACAAACUUCACAAAUGAGCCCUUACUUGGGAAAUGUGAAUUGUGCGACCAGUUAUGGAUUAAAUAAUGCAACCCUUGAACCGAUUCCAAAUCGACAUAACAGUCGGAUUAGACCUAAUGGUCUCCUGGCUCGCAUGGCCUUACCGUGCCAGUCGUCCUCCAAUUGGGAUUAUACAGAGUGUUAUAGUUAUUAUGCAGAUGGGUGCUAUAACACUUGCCAGUUUGUUGAAUUUGGUGAUAUUGAAGACUUCAUGAAUAAUGAGAAACGUAAGGAAAAAUCCAGAGAUGCGGCGCGAUCUCGUCGCUCCAAAGAAACCGAAGUUUUUACCGACUUGGGUAACGCUCUGCCAAUUUCACAAGAACAGGUUUCGCAAUUGGAUAAAGCUUCCGUUAUGAGAUUGGCCAUUGCAUAUCUGCGGGUGCGGGAUAUGAUCACUUUGGUCCCGGAAGCCCCGGAGCCCGACGACCACAAAAUUUUAACCGAUGAAUCAAUUUUCUUGAAAGCAUUAGAGGGGUUUUUACUGGUGAUGUCUUCAGAGGGAGACAUUGUUUACAUGUCUGAGAAUGUCAGCGAGUAUCUUGGAAUUACACAGAUUGAUCUGAUGGGUCAGAAUAUUUUUGAGUACAGUCAUCCGUGCGAUCAUGACGAAAUCAAGGAAAUUUUAUCAACAAAGACCCGGGAAGAAACAGAGACGCCUAAGUCGUUUUUUAUCAGGCUUAAGUGUACUCUUACAAGCAAAGGCCGAUCGGUCAAUCUCAAAUCAGCGACUUACAAGGUCAUCCAUUGCACUGGUCACAUAGUGCAAACUGAAGAUGACGGAAAUGAAGAAAAUGCGAAAGGAACUUUGCGCCGAUGUCUUGUGGCAAUAGGACAACCUAUUCCGCAUCCUUCCAACAUCGAAGCCCCAUUACCACGUCAAACAUUCUUAACAAAACACAGUUUGGAUAUGAAAUUUACGCACGCUGACGAUAAAAUAAUGAUGGAUGUUUUGGGAUACGAUUCGGAAGAUUUGGUCGGGAAAUCGGUUUAUGACUAUCACCAUGCCAUGGAUAGUGACGCGAUUUGUUCAGCUUUCAAGUGUUUAUUUUCCAAAGGACAGUGUGAGACCAAUCGGUACCGUUUCCUUGCAAAAACUGGGGGCUACGUCUGGGUCCUCACCCAAGCCACGUUGAUCAACGACAACAAGACCAUGAAGCCCCAAAGUGUCGUUUGCGUGAACUACGUCAUAAGUGGUGUCGAAUGUAAAGAUGAGAUUUACUCGUCGUCGCAAUUGGCGUCGGUAAAAACAGAAAAUUUGUGCAAUAACGAGAAUUUACCCGUACUUGUGGAGAAAGUGACUCCGGAGGCGACUCCGGCGAAAAAGCCCGAGCUUAAUAACGCCAAGAAAGUGAUUUCUUCCUACGUGGAUAACAGCACGAAGCCACCGCUUACGGCGACUUCGAAAAUUUUCGCCCCGAGGACUAAAGAGAUGAACAAGGGAUUCCUGAUGUUCUCCGAUGAGGAGCCGGGACUCACGAUGUUGAAGGACGAGCCUGACGAUUUGACGCAUUUGGCUCCAGUAGCCGGCGACGUUUGCGUUCCUCUAGACGAUCACCCCUUUUUAACCGACAAGAUGUUGGACGAUUUCUUGCUCAGAGAUAAUUUUGAGCCGCUGCUUACCGACGAACCCACCGACCCUUUCAUUUCGUACAGAGAUUCCUACGAUAAUUCUCCCCAAUUAUUAUCUCCGAAUCUCUCAAAGAAUUCGGAGUGUAGUUUACCUUCGUUAAAUAGUCCGAGCGAUUCUCUAAGCGACGAGGAUCGUUUGUCAACGUUCAUGAAUUUGCACACAGAGGACGAGUCGGAUUUGGUGGCGAAAGCCCCCUAUAUCACGAUGAACAUGGGCGACGAUCUGCCCCUGCUGAUGUCAGACGAUCUCAUGUGGAGCAGCAGCGAAAAGUCGAGAGCUUCGCCCGACAGUAGCUCGAGUCUGGCACAGUUGUUGUGCUCUUCGAUAAACAAACACUCGCGUCCGAACGAUCACGGCGGAGGGUUGAUUUCGCCGGAUCGGCUCAUGGACGUGGACGAAUAUUACAACAAGAAAAAUUCAGCAAUGAACGGAAAGUCGUCGUCGAUAUCGUCCCGGUUAGAGCGAACAAACAAAAGAUCGAACACUUCAAAUUACGAGUCAAACACAAAGCGGUCGCGAAACGAGCCUAAAGAGAAAAUGUCUUCAGAGCUUUUGCAGCAGUUAAUGUCAACCAACCACCACCGGGGCCGCCCGAAGGGCAAGAGCAACUGGUUGCUCGACUCGGGCGGCCAGAAGGCGGCUUGCAUAAGCCAGCCGAGUGACAGUGUCUUGAUGAACCUUCUGGAUGAUCCCAUGGACCGGACGUCCGUGAAAAGGGACAAGGGGCGGCCCCCGGGCCCCCCUGACGACGCCAGGGCGCGCCAGAACACGAUACGGAAGAAUUCCCUGUCGCUGCUCGAUCCCGACGCGACCAUACCGUCAUUACUCGAUUUGACGCAACAGGAUUUCGAAGUGAACGCACCUGUGAAUAGCCUCCUCCUGCAAGGCACCGAUCUGCUGACGGCGCUUGACAUCAACGGGCCCAUUUAGCUAGAGCUGUUUGCUGGAGAGACAGCAGUUGCACGAGAGUUUGAAAUGAUACCGCUUAUUGUUAUAAAAGGGGAUAGUGUUACGGUAGAAAAUGUUCAAAUUGUUGGUAAUAACAAAAUAAUUUAAUAUCAGAGGGACUGAAAUGAGGGGUCUUUGGGUAAAAAACGUAGAUUUGUUCAGCUUCCUGAGACUGGUCGUAUUGUCGGUUCGUGCCUUUUUGUUAGGGGCGCCUCUAGGAGGGGCGCCACUGGGGUGCAGUGCGACCUGCAUUUUCAAGGAAGCUGCGAUUUGUUGUAAAAUGCACAAUAUUUUCUGCGUGUGUAGAGUAACUUUGGUAGAAAGUUUUAUGUAAGUCCUCAUUUAGUAACCGUGUAAUAUAUUUUUGUAAUUUUAUAAUUCCUAUUUGACAUUUCCAAAAUUGUAAAUAUUAGCUUUUAAUGUAAGCAUCAACGUACCUCACUUCAUUUUAAAUUAUGUUGUUAAUUCCAUGUAUUUUAAAAUUCUCAUUAUGUUGAGUCUCAGCAUUACUUUCAAGCUCUCUUUUUUACUGCUAUGAUGCGAUGUAGUGAUACUGUAAAAUAGUAAAGUUUUAUCGUAACAGCGCGUGCUGUUGUUUUUAUUAUAUUUUAUUAUUAAGUCACAUUUGUAACUCAUUCAUGAUAAAUAGGUACCUAAUGUAGAACCAAAUGAUGUGUUUAAUAAAACUCUUUUUAUACAUUUCGCAAUACUGCCAUAAAAUGUUAAUAAUAAUUAUAGUUAACGAUGAAGGACGCAUUUGAGAAAUUAUUUGGUAGAUUAACAAGUAGUCUAGGAAAGAGUUUGAAUUAUAUAUUUGCAAUAUGUUUCUUUUUUGUGCAAUGUCAAAUUCUCUCAAUGUUUUAUGGGCUAAGACAGGGUACAAAGUCAAAGACAUUUUCUAAAUAAUACAAAAAUGCAAAAUAAAACGAAUUUGGUGUUGCACAGAUUUUAUAUUUUCGUUUUUAGUUGUAGUGGCUGUAUAAGUUGCAAUAUAAAGUUCGAAUCUGUGUUUUUAUAUUGUUUGCCCGGGUCUUAGAUCGAAGCUUGAAAUCUUUAUAAAAGAUGCAUUGUAGAUUGAUAAAGUGUUACUCAUUUUAGUUAACAAAUGUAUCUUAAUUAAUUUCUUAUAAGUGAGAAAGUAUGUAUAGGUAUGUAAAGUAAGUGUUACGGGAAGAUAGUACUCGGGUCAAAUAAAUUAUAUCAAUAUUA